Messenger RNA from Ctenocephalides felis (cat flea), 934 nucleotides. RefSeq lists its product as uncharacterized. The annotation marks the transcript as partial. Lineage: Eukaryota; Metazoa; Arthropoda; Insecta; Siphonaptera; Pulicidae. The transcript is spliced from 4 exons. The record is from RefSeq and is a predicted model, not a curated record.
AUGAGUCGUAAAAGGACAACAGAAGAAUCUUUAAAACAAGAGUGUUUACUGAAUAAAAUUCCAAAAAUUUCUAAUUUUAUGAGAACUGUGACAAGUUCAAGAAAAUUUGUAAGUGAUGAUCAGCAAGCAUUAGGUGUAUACUCAGGAGUGCAGUCAAGAAUCAAAGCAACUAACCCCUUAGCAGAAUACGUUCCUUGUGCAGCACCUUCCUUAAAUUUAGUUGGAACUUGUGCAGCAGAAUCUAUGACCGAAGCUAUCUUAGUACAGCAUGCAAGUUUAAGACUGAAAAGCCUUUCUCAAACUCAUUGGUCUGCUCGACAUGAUGCUUGUUACGCAUUAGAAAAAGAGUGGUCUGGCACAAUUAUUGCAUUGAAAUUUAUUGCCGAAAACAAAUAUGAAAAACCUACAACACGGUGUCAGGCUAGGGGAUUGCUGCAAAAAUUACAGCAUUUGGAAACAGCAAUACUAGUCGUUGUUUGGAAUGCAAAUUUGAAACGCUUCAAUGCUGCUAGUAAAAAAUUUCAAGACUCAAAAUCUAAUUUAUCAUCUGUUUCACAAAUGUAUAGUCCUUUGGCAUUAUUUUUACAGAACAUGAGAGAUAAACAAUUUUCUGAAUUCGAGGAAAAGCCAAUGCACUUUCUGGGGCAGACAAGUCACAAGAGCAUGAGAGUAUUUUUAUGUGGAGAAGAAAAUUUUCGAAUAAAUAUUUAUUAUCGAAUUUUAGAUACUUUAAGUGUUCAAUUGGCAGGCCGUAAAAGUGCUUAUCAUACGCUCUAUGAAAAAUUUAAUAUUUUUGACCAUUUGUCUGAAAUGGAAACUAGAGAAUUAAAAAUUCGGGCAGAUGAGUUAGUCACAAAGUAUGCUGAAGAUUUGGAAGAAACAUUAGGAAAUGAAUGCAUUCAUUUACAACACCUACUCAUAGAAUCUUUUUCAA